Molecule: messenger RNA, 252 nt
Organism: Notodromas monacha
Lineage: Eukaryota; Metazoa; Arthropoda; Ostracoda; Podocopida; Cyprididae
Source: the annotation of a GenBank genome assembly
AUGCCGUUCAUCGCCAAAGACCAAACAUUUGUAGAGAAUACGAGGUGGAGGGAGAGAGAAAAAAGGAUUUCCGGGCAUCAAAUGUCGAAAAUACUUUACUUCAAGACCAAGAAGCGUAGCGAUUUCAGGCCGGACGAUGUCCUCGUGAGAGAGAAACGAAAAGCGGCAGGUACAGCAGCUUCAGAUACGCAGUUCGUCCUAACAAAGCUAACGGGGACGGAUACACCACAAAUUGGAGAUGUUCUGACCUAC